Melanotaenia boesemani (Boeseman's rainbowfish) is the source of this 3906-nucleotide messenger RNA. RefSeq names its product TGF-beta activated kinase 1 (MAP3K7) binding protein 2 (gene tab2). The transcript has 7 exons. Lineage: Eukaryota; Metazoa; Chordata; Actinopteri; Atheriniformes; Melanotaeniidae. Gene Ontology annotation, biological process: positive regulation of protein kinase activity. The record is from RefSeq and is a predicted model, not a curated record. Gene Ontology annotation, molecular function: K63-linked polyubiquitin modification-dependent protein binding; ubiquitin binding. The coding region runs from base 576 to 2504 and encodes 642 amino acids.
GGACCGGAGCAUCCUGCUCAGAUUGGCCUGACACGUACUUUCUCGUCCCUCAGCUCAACUUCACUACCUGAAAAAAGGAAACGCGUCCUGUUCUCGCGAUAGUAGCGGGAUCAAGCAGUCGCCAUGUUCUGUGACAAUAUUUUGAUUCGUAUGUGCUGGGAGUGAGGAAAAAGAGAAAAGUGAAGGCUGCAGAGGGGAGGGGGGGGCCGAAGACGAGGACCUGUCAAGAAGGCAUUCCCGAGGCUCUGUCAAACGGCGUAAGGCCGAGGCUCACUUUCCCUCUCCCUUACGCUACUUCGAGGACACCGAAGGCCCGGGGCCUCGGUGCAACUGGUUCUUCUUCUCCCUGGUAGUAGCUGGACACCUCACGGCUUCUUCUUUCCCAGCUCCGCGGCCCUUCGGAGGUCCGGCGGCGAUCUCGGGUGUUGAAGGUGGCCCAGGGAGCGGCGGCGGCGGCGGCGGCGGCAGCAGCCGUAACUGGAAGCUCAGAAGAUCUUAAAGAUGAAGGCUGUGUGCUGCCAUCACUGACGCUGCAGACCUGAACAGAACGUCUGUCCUGACCUGGCAACAUACGAAUGGCACAGGGAAACCACCAGAUUGACAUUCAGGUUUUACGUGACCUGCGGCAGAAGUUCCCUGAAGUCCCAGAGGGUGUUGUCUCCCAGUGUGUCCUGCAGAAUAACAACAACUUAGACGCCUGCUGUGCGUACUUGUCCCAGGUCAGUCCCGGCUACCUUUACAGUGAAGAAGGGAAUCUCAGUUUUGCUGAAGACCCCAGCUUCACCCGGCUCCGAAAUCACAUGACCCAGCUGAACCUGGGCGUGCAGUCUCAGAAUGUGCAUGUGGCCCCGGUGAGAAUGAACGGCAGCCGGACUCUGGCCCACAGCAUGAGUGACGGGCCCCUCCAGACAGGCCAGGCCCCCAGUAGUGACUUCUUUGAGCCGGAGCCCCAGUCGGCCCCGGUGCAGGUUCCCUCCACCCUCAACGUGUUUGGCGUGAUGGAGUCGUCUCGUAAGCCACAGCCUCCCCAGCACCUCGGACUCUACCCUCUGGGUGUGAAAGGAACCACGGUGGGUCCCCAGCACACGCCACGCUUCAACCCCAUCACCGUGACGCUGGCCCCCAACCUUCAGACGGGCCGCAACACGCCUACUUCUUUGCACAUACAUGGCGGGCCGCAGUCGGGUCUCAGCAGUCCUCAGGGUAACUCCAUCUACAUCCGUCCCUACGUCAGUCAGUCCAGUACGAGCCGGCAGAGCCAGCAGCAGGGGGGCCGGGCCCAGUACAGCCCCACCUCUCAGCCCCAGCAGCAAAUCUAUCAGAUCUCACAGCCAUCCUUCCUGUCCAGCUCCUGGUCUGUCCCUCAGCACUCCUCCUCAUCCUCACAUACCUCACAGACCUCUCACGUCUACAUGCCCAUCAGUUCCCCCACAAACCCCCAGGCGCCCACUAUACCCUCCUCUGGAAGCCAGGCAUCCUCCUCUUCCUCUGGCUUCUCCUCUUGCUCCCCGUCCUCCUCCCUGUCUUCCAUUAGCCAGUACAACAUCCAGAACAUCUCCACCGGCCCCCGCAAGAACCAGAUUGAGAUCAAGCUUGAAUCUCCUCAGCGGAGCAACUCCACAGCUGUGCUGCGGACCAGCGGUGGGCCCCAGUGGGCCAGAAAUAUGGGGGGGCAAGUGAGCAUGGGCCCCGCCUACAUUCACCACCACCCUCCGAAGUCCCGGGCCUCGGUGGGAGGCGGGGGCACAGCGUCUUCGCCCCGCGUGGUGGUGACCCAGCCCAACACCAAAUAUACUUUUAAAAUCACAGUUUCCCCCAACAAACCCCCAGCCGUGUCCCCCGGAGUCGUGUCACCGACGUUUGAGCCCAACAACCUUCUCGGCCUGCCUACAGACCACCACUUUGUGGAGCCAGAGCCCCUCCACCUAUCAGACCCGCUGUCGCCGCACCGGGACAGGCCGAGCGAGCCUCGAAGACUCAGCAUGGGCUCUGAUGAUGCAGCGUACACACAAGCAUUGUUGGUGCAUCAGAAAGCUCGGAUGGAGAGAUUGUGGCAUGAGUUGGAGGUGAAGAAGAAGAAGUUGGAGAAACUAAAAGAGGAAGUGAAUGAAAUGGAAAACGACCUGACCAGGAGACGACUGGAGAGAUCCAACUCAGCCUCCCAGAUUCCUUCUAUUGAGGAAAUGAAGCAGCUGCGUUGCAAAAACAGGUCACUGCAGAUCGACAUCGACUGUCUGAGCAAAGAAAUCGAUCUCCGCCAAACAAACGGACCACACUUAAAUCCCAGCGUAAUCCAUAAUUUCUAUGACAACAUUGGAUUCCUUGGCCCCAUCCCACCCAAACCCAAGGGUACUUUAUCUUUUGACUCGAGCAGUAAGACUGUGAAGCCCGCUGCCGACCAGGAGGAAGACGAGGGAACUCAGUGGAGCUGCACAGCCUGCACCUUCCUCAACCAUCCUCUCCUGAACCGCUGUGAACAGUGUGAAUUCCCGCGGCACUUCUGAGCCGCCGUGCCACGACGUGUCGCCUCUUCCUCUGCAGACGACAGUAGCCACGCCCCCUCCACUCUCCUCCGGUGAACUCGGACGGAGUCACGGUUUCAUCGUCCCGUUUUCCUCCUUCCUCUGAGGUGUGACUGGAUAGUGUUUACAGCUGAAGGUUGGAUCAUACCUCACCUCAGAGGCUCGCCGCCCCGGGACGCCUCGCUGCUCCCUCUUACAGUAUUACCAAGGUGGCCCUGCAGUGUGACAGCACACACACUUUCACAUGCACACACACAGGUCCCGGUGUACCUUUUGCUCAUUGCUUAUUGUAGUGUUUCUUCUUCUGUGGUGGCGUACGUGGGGAUGGGCGCUCCGUUCAGCCUCUGAAGGGAAACUGACAGACUGCUCGUGGAGUUGAAAUUUGCUCCUCGGUCCUGAUGAAACGUUGCAUGCUCGGCGUACCGUACACGGAGGCUCUUCCUGUACAUAAUGUUAGAAUGAGCUUUAAAACUUCUCCCUCACGUAUUUCCUCAGCGUAUUAGCUUUACAGACUUUAACUUUUCUGUCUUGUUGUGUUGCUCUCAAACAAAUAAGCACCAUCUUCCCUGUUAAAGCUUUUUACCUGAUAAGCAUCAGCGUUGAAGCUGGGGGGCUGUUAUAAAGCAAGAUGACGAGCUGCCAUCUUAUCUAACAACUGGAAUGUCAGAUUGAUGUUUGGGACAACGACACCUCAGUGUGAAGAGAUGCUCCUGGAUCAGCUGAUCGGCUCUGAGGAUCAACGUGAAAAGGUUGCUGGUUGAAAUGUCUGUGCCUUAAACACAUCAGGUCAGGACUGCUCCUUCCUGGAAGCUGACCAAGUAGAUAAAUAAUUCAGUAAAUAAAUAAAACCGCCCUCAGAACGAAAGCACAACAUGACUGUCCACUUUGUAUUCUCUCAUUUCUAUUUGGCUCAGUUCAUCCUCCGGAGCUUUUAUUGAUGAGGGUGCUUCUAAAGUUUACUUAUUGCUAUUAAGUUACCUUAAGUGUGGAGUAGUUACCAUUUCUUCUUGUUUUUUUUUUUUUGUUUGUUUUUAUUUCCACGUUUGUGAACUGUUGCCUUGCAUUAGUGCCUUUGAAUUUAUAUUGACAAUCUAUUCUGUAACAUCCAAGUGCUAUUUUAAAAACCAAAUUCUUAUUCAUGUGUAAACCCAUUUAGAAGUAAAAGUUGAAUUAUGGUCUCUUAAGCACUUACGUUGUACUUUUUUCAACCCAGAGAAACCAGUUAUCAGCUUUAACUGCAUCUUGAUGUGAAGAGGCAGUUUAUUCAUGUUUUAUUAAUGAAAAAAAAGGAAUUUGGAUAUCUAAAGUAUUUUUUUUUAGCUGGGAAAACUGUCUUUGUAACAGAUAAGUUAUUUGUAAAAAUAAAAAAAAAAUUCUAAAGGUA